Messenger RNA from Cyprinus carpio (common carp), 810 nucleotides. RefSeq names its product deleted in malignant brain tumors 1 protein-like. The record is from RefSeq and is a predicted model, not a curated record. Lineage: Eukaryota; Metazoa; Chordata; Actinopteri; Cypriniformes; Cyprinidae. The coding region runs from base 67 to 810 and encodes 247 amino acids. Gene Ontology annotation, cellular component: membrane. The transcript has 4 exons.
UGUGCUGGUAGAGUGGAGGUUCUUCAUAGAGGUCAGUGGGGAACAGUGUGUGAUAAUAGCUGGGCUAUGCCUGCUGCUGCAGUGGUGUGUAGAGAGCUGGACUGUGGAGAACCUGUAGAUGCUCUGGGUCUUGCCCAUUUUGGUCAAGGAUCAGGACCAAUCUGGAUGAGUAUUUUAACAUGUUUAGGAACAGAGUCUACACUGAAGAACUGUGGAUCAGCAGGAUGGAAUAAACCUGUCUGCACUCAUAAUCGUGAUGCUGGUGUAAUAUGCUCAGGUCAUAAACGCUCCAGACUUGCUGAUGGGUCUAAUCUUUGCUCUGGGAGGUUAGAGAUACUUCAUGAUCAGACGUGGAUGUCAGUGUGUGAUACUGUCUUUGACCAGCAGGAUGCAGAGGUUGUGUGUAGAGAGCUGGACUGUGGGGCUCCUGUACAGGUGCUGGGAGCAGCUGCUUUUGGCAAAGGAGACACUCAGAUGUGGACACAAGAGAUUCAGUGCAGAGGAAAUGAAUCUCAUAUUUCAUUCUGUUCAGUAUCAUCAUCCAACAAACACAACUGCAGCAGUGACAACAUUGUGGGACUGAUCUGCUCUGGUUACACUGAUCUCAGACUGAUGAAUGGCUCAGACACUUGUUCUGGAAGAGUGGAGCUUCAGUUUCUCAAAGAGUGGGGCACAGUGUGUGAUGCAUGCUGGGAUAUGAGAGCUGCCAAUGUCCUAUGUAGACAGCUGAAUUGUGGGAUAGCUGUGUCUGUUGUGGGAUCAGACUGGUUUGGAGAGGGAAGUGGUGAGUUCCUCUCUGGCUCUUCAUGA